AUGGAUUACUGUGGGCCGUUUCUCGUACGUCCGCUGAUUGGGAAAGGUUCGUCGGUAAAAGUUUACGUAUCGUUGUUCGUUUGUUUGGUGGUGAAGGCCGUACACCUCGAGGUCGUGCCGGACUUGUCGACCGCCGCGUGCAUCAACGCCGUCAAACGUUUCAUCGCGUAUCGCGGCCGUGUCCUCGAAUUGCAUUGCGACAACGCGACCACAUUCGUCGGAGCGGAUCGCGAGCUGCGCAAGCUACGAAAGGAGUUUCAACAACAAUUCAAGUCCAAAGAAUGGGGCGAGUACUGCACAGGGAAUGGCAUCACGUUUCGCUUCAUCCCUGCCCGCUCUCCACACUUCGGAGGCAUCUGGGAAAGCGGAGUGAAAUCCUUUAAGUACCAUUUUCGUCGCAUCAUGGGACAGAAGGCCUUCUCCAUGGACCAACUCCUUUCUGUCGUAGCCCAGAUUCAGUCCGUCCUGAACUCUCGUCCCCUCGUUUCCAUGUCCGACUCCCCUGAUGACCUGUCCGCUCUGACUCCAGGGCAUUUCUUGAUUGGGGAGCCUCCUGUCUCCAUUGCUGAGCCGGACCUACUUAACCUGUCCCCUAAUCGCGUCACCCGUUUGCAGGACAUGCAACGCUCCGUUCAGGACCUGUGGCGCUGCUGGUCACGAGACUACGUUAGCCAACUACAACAGCGCAGCAAAUGGAGGCGCCCAUCCGUAGACAUUCUUAAGGGUCAAUUAGUACUGCUGAAGCUCGACAACUACCCGCCUCUACAAUGGCCCCUCGGGCGCAUCAUCGAAACUUUCACCGGUUCGGACGGACGAGUCCGAGUUGUUGUGGUUAGGACAGCUUCUGGCCAAUACAAGAGGGCAAUCACGGAGGUCGCUAUUCUCCCGAUCGAGUCGGGAGAUGAACCAGUGGACACAUCGACGUCAACAUCAACUAAAGACGUGGUAAUAAGUUGA
This is a messenger RNA of Armigeres subalbatus, 957 nucleotides long. RefSeq lists its product as uncharacterized. The coding region runs from base 1 to 957 and encodes 318 amino acids. The record is from RefSeq and is a predicted model, not a curated record. NCBI's taxonomy places the organism in Eukaryota, Metazoa, Arthropoda, Insecta, Diptera, Culicidae. Gene Ontology annotation, biological process: DNA integration. The transcript has a single exon. Gene Ontology annotation, molecular function: nucleic acid binding.